This is a messenger RNA of Colletotrichum destructivum, 5562 nucleotides long. RefSeq names its product Putative serine/Threonine protein phosphatase PP2A. Bases 280 to 1521 code for a protein of 413 amino acids. Gene Ontology annotation, cellular component: nucleus; cytoplasm. Gene Ontology annotation, biological process: double-strand break repair via homologous recombination. Gene Ontology annotation, molecular function: protein serine/threonine phosphatase activity. Lineage: Eukaryota; Fungi; Ascomycota; Sordariomycetes; Glomerellales; Glomerellaceae. The transcript is spliced from 6 exons. The record is from RefSeq and is a predicted model, not a curated record.
CGAUUAGAAGUUGGGGGUUCGUAGGCGACUGAAUGGCAAUUAUGCACGUCUUUUGCCUUUGCCUUACUGACGCCAUCCCAUCCCGAAAGCCUUGAUCGCGCAACGAACCAUUUCGCUAAGACGAAGAAGACUCGGCCUAUCGCGCUGCCCCAGGUUUUACUACCAACGCGAAGUUCUGAAGUAAGGGGCAUAUAACAAAUAUCCACUUCAACUCGAAAUUGCGACUCGUCGGCCUUGGGCGCCUCGACGUAAACCACGGAGCCCUCCUUAGCUAUUGCCAUGAGCGACCUCGACAAAGCCAUUGCGCAAUUGCGCGCCUGCCGACCGAUACCCGAAGCGCAGGUUCGAGAACUGUGCCAUAAGGCACGGGAGUUACUCAUUGAAGAGGGCAACGUCGUCACGGUUACAGCUCCCGUAACGAUAUGCGGUGAUAUCCACGGCCAGUUCCAUGAUCUCAUGGAGCUCUUCCGCGUUGGUGGCGACGUCCCCGACACCAAUUACCUUUUCAUGGGUGACUUUGUCGACCGUGGCUUUUACUCGCUCGAGUCCUUCCUCCUCCUUCUCUGCCUCAAAGUUCGCUAUCCCGACCGUAUGACCCUCAUUCGCGGCAACCACGAGUCCCGUCAAAUCACCACCGUCUAUGGCUUCUACGACGAGUGCCUGCGGAAAUAUGGUUCGGCCAACGUCUGGCGCUAUUGCUGCGACGUCUUCGACUACCUUGCUCUUGGGGCCAUCGUACUAGGCGCAUCGCACACGUUCAACUCCCCGCCGGAGCAAGAACCCAUCAACGAAGAUGUGGAGAUCGAGGUCUGCGACCAGGCUGGCUCAACAAUGAGCCGAUUCCCCAGACAAAGACGGCCACAGCGGCAACCGACACCUGGCAGUCCAAAUGGCGCGCCUUCGGGCGACAAAACAGGCCCGCCGGGCAGUGGCGCAUCGGGAAGCUCGGCAGGUUCCAUCGGCAACCCCGCCGGCGCCAUUCUAUGCGUCCACGGUGGUCUCUCCCCCCUGAUAGACAGUGUCGAUAAGAUCCGGCUUCUCGACAGGAAGCAAGAGGUGCCGCACGAAGGAGCCAUGUGCGAUUUGCUUUGGUCUGACCCAGACGAUAUCGAUGGAUGGGGGUUGUCGCCACGCGGUGCUGGGUUCUUGUUUGGUGCUGAUAUUGUCCGCGACUUCAACCACAAGAACGAUCUGUCGCUUAUCGCGCGUGCCCACCAGCUCGUCAUGGAGGGUUUCAAAGAGAUGUUCGACGCUAGUAUCGUCACGGUUUGGUCGGCGCCCAAUUAUUGCUACCGCUGCGGCAACGUUGCGGCGAUCCUCGAACUGGCGGAGGACGACUCAGGCACUGGUGUCUUCGCGCGCAGCAAUGGCGACAGGGGCCGCAGUGACGGCGGUAUCAGGGGAACCGAUGACUAUGUUCUCCUGCCCGGACCGGCGCGGAGGUACCGCGUGUUCCAGGCAGCACCUCAAGAUUCCAGGGGAAUGCCGGCGAAGAAGCCGGUGGCUGACUACUUCUUGUAGCUCGCCUAUACAAAAAGGAAGGAAACGAAAAAAAAAGGAAGGAAAAGGACACCUCCCCAUGCGAUGACGAUACCCGGCGUCCUCUGAAGCGAUGCAAAUCUCCGAAAGUAACGAAAACAAUUACAAAAGGCAAUGGUCAACGGUACUCGGGCGCAUCGCGUGUGUCUUGUUAGUUCUUUCUUGUAAGCGUGCGCAAAGGUUUGGUUGAUGGACGAGCACUGGAGUUUCGAGGACAUGAAUGAACAGGAUAUUUCAUCAUGUGUAUCUCUACAUUUCGGUGACUUCCUCCUGUCUUGCGACUACCGGGUUCUAAAGUUAGACGCCGUUUCCCCCUCCCGUUUUGAACACCAAGAUUCUCAUUGCCCAGAGCUCCUCUCGUUCCUGGACUCUAAACACGGGUUGAAAUGAUUCAAACGGAAUAACACGUAUGCAUGCCGACCAUGAUCCUUUCCGGUUUCUGCCUGACCCGGUCGAUAAAGCUUAGCUCCCAGUGGACACGGUUCCUUGUCUUGGUGAUCCAGUUGAGGAAGCAAUCCCCAUGCACCACACCGCCCAGAAAGAUCUUUUCUUCCAGCGUCAUCUGCUGCAUCAGCUUUAUCUCCAACUCUUCUAGCUCCGCCGAAUCGCGGUCCAACUUGUCGCAGCACUCAACUAUGUCCUGUUGCGUCUGCAAGAUCACCGACUCCUCCGUGGGACUCAUGUCUGUGAGCUUCCUCAUGGUAUCCGUGUGCAGGCUAAUUCUGCUCCCGAGUAGUACGAUCCUGUUGUGCGUCGCCUGGCGCCUCUUAAAUGGUCUGAUGGACAUGUGCGCGAGCGCCGUUUUCAGCUUCUCGAGCUUCUUCCUCUGCCUGCGGCGUGCCAUGAAGCUUGACGCGGAGAUGGAGCCCGGUGUCUCCUCGGUGAGGGGGAUGAGGAACUCGAACCAGCGGCAGUAGCGCCGGGCCAUUUUGUCACUUUCUCCGUUGCAGAACUUGGUGCGCAAGCUUUCUACAACAAUGACGGACGGUGGGGUUUCCCAGUCUGGUGAGGCGAUGCUGUGGUUGGUGUUCGUCGAGCUUUGGUUUCUUGCGCCUUCGUUGGUCGGGCCACCGUUUCCCAAGCCAUGGUUUCUUGGGGCGUCGUUUCUAGAGCCGGACGUCUUCCUUUUCCCAAAGGGGUUGAGACUGCUUGGGCUUCUUGCCGAGAGGCGGAACUAAAUCGUCCUCGCCGUGUCUUUUAUGGCCCCGAGGCCCUACAUUGUCGCUUUCUACAUCGUCGCUUUCGGCGUCCGGAUCCGGCCCAAUAUCUUUUAGCCACUGGUGAACCUUGGAGUUCUCGACUGUCUCCUCCUGCUCAUCAAGCUGUCUCCUGAUAUGCACCGCGCCACUCAUGUCCCCCGGCAGCCGAAGAGAUGGUCUAUCCUGGUCCAUAUUGUAGGUGACGGGCUUCAGUGCGGGUCGCGAGUAGUCUGCAUCCGCGGUAGGCCAUACUCUGUACUCGCGUCCAAAGGGCGCAACCCAUUUCAUAUGCUCUUGGGGGCUUGGUGGAGAUGUUCUUGUUGUGUUUCUAGAGGGAGAUUGGGAACGGUGUGGCUCGAAGCGGAGUUGCGCUUUAGAGGAUGAGGGCCUCUGGGGCUCCUCGAUACCGAGCCCGACCUGUUGAACUGUUGGACCGUCGAAAACGGACUGAGGAAUGGACCUUGCCGGUUUUCGUUGGAAGCAAGCCGGUGGCUUCGACCGGGGAGUUGGUGAUAUCUGCCUCAGUUGCUGGCGGUGGACGGGAAAAAAGCUUUCGCCGUAGGGCGGCGUCGGCGCAGCACCAUCUGCCUCCCGUUCAACAUGCUCUAGCUGAUUGCGGAUGAAAAUUCUUUGUUGCUCUAGCAUUCGUUCCAUGCAUUUGAACGUUGCGGAUGCGUCCUCUCUAUCCGGUUCUAUUCUCAACAGCUGGUCGAGUGCCUCGUCGAGCUCGCCGAGGAGACGUUGGAGACAUUGGAUUACAUUAGUGUGUAAUCCCUUUCGGACCUCGUAUUCCGUGCUGCCUCUCUCGUACUCGACUCGAUUGGAUGUCGCAAAGAUGGCCAAAAGGCUUAACUCUGCGGGUGUGUGCUGUUGUGACAUUCGAGAUUUGUGUCGUCUGAGGAUUUCUUGGGCCAAGUUGAGGCUGGAGGGAGGCGAGGUUGGAUGGAAAUCGCAUUGGAAAGUCGAAAGAAGCGAGAUUUCGGCCGAUGAUUAUCGUGGGAAUUUGCUACUUAUGUCCAUUGAGUGUUCGACUCUCUCUACCUGUAUCCUAGGUGCUCUAGCAAGGGCUUUCACCUUUCAGCCAUACAAUGUUGUUUGGCAUCGACUAUGCAGCUCCCGUUCUCUGGAAAAGGAAUCGAGACGUUUUUUUAGUGCCCGACCCCAGCGCCGUACUCAAGGGAAGAUGCCUUUGUCGCAUUAUCAUCGUAUUCUUUGGCUUGGACAUAGCAAGGGCACACUUCGCCCUUCACCUAUUGUGCUCGUUGGCACUUUGUACAGAACAAUCAUUCCAACAACAAUUGAAAUCAAAGGUAAAUACGCUGCCCCCUCCCUCGAACCUCGAAGGGCGUGCCCGAACUGCUCGAGUGUAGCAUUGCUAUUCCAGAGGCGCGCUUCGUCUUCGGGUUUAAUAGCGGUUCGUCCAUUGUUGUCUCUUCUCGCUGCAGGGUGGCUCGGCCGGCGGUUCAAAGCAAUGGCCCAUUUGUGAGUCUUGGAAUAUAUUCGUCUCGUUUACUCUCAGCCAAGCCUUCGGUCGAGAUCCGUUCUGUGGAAAGAGGCCGUUGGCACCCAUGCGUAAGGAUCAACGACCGCCUGCUGCGGUGCUCGUUCCUCAGCACUCGAUUUUGUAUCAGCUAUAGGGAACGGGCCAGGGUUAUUUUUGACUAUGGAUUCAAGUUGGCUUGCAAAAAAUACCGGCGACUGGUGAUGUGAUGUAUGGUACACAGCGUAAGACGUAGUGGGUGGCCCGCAGCAAGCCAGGGGUAGAGGUGCUGUUGGAGGGUUUGCUGCUGGGAAAAAUGAUCGAUAGGCGAAUGUUUGGUUCGUGCCAUAUCUCGGCGGGUUCAGUGGAAUGUCAUUGACUUCUUGACCAUGAUUGGCGUUUGCCCAUUCGAUGCUCUCUUGGCUGGAUCUAUGACCGCCGUAUCCGUUGCUAGGUAGGGUUUCGGGCCGUGGAUAAGAAGUCGGUCGAGGGUUCAAGUUUGACGAUGACGUGGAAACCAACCCACAAAUCUGCUGAAUACCAUCUUCAGGAGUUUCGUAGUCUUCGAUCGAUGAGUCUUCUGAUGCUUGAUACAUCGAGUUUCGAUUGGGGGUUGUUGGCUGGUUCGCUGGCGCGAACAGCUCGUGCUCCUGAAGGCAGGGUGGCCGCCGCGGAGCGAGCAGGCGUUCCAACGUGGCUGCCGCCUGCCCUUGUUGCACACUGCUGCUCUCGUGCAAAACUGGCUGGUUGGCCACUGCCAAGGAAUUCAGCGUCCCGGCUUGAAUAUAUUGUUCGAUUUGCUCGUCAACGAGGCCCAAAGUGUGGAGAAGCUGUCGCAGCUUGUGAUUCUCGUUGGCAACGUGACGCGCAGCUUGCUGCACUUCGGCAGAAGCUUCCACUCCUUUGGAAUGGCAUUGCCGAAGCUUUUGCUCAAUCUCAAGGACAUACUCCUUUUUUCGAGCCCUUGAUCGACGCUGGUUGUCCCGGAUACGACUCCUCUCCUUUUCCUGCAGUCCAGGUACUGGUAAGCCACUUCCCGGCCAAAGCAGAAUGCCGACCAAGCCCAGCUGUGUUGAAACCAAAAAAAUCACUGACCGCUUCCAUUUGGCUCCUUACUGGCUCGUACCCACACACCACACUAUGGGAAAUAGAGACCCUCUCUUGAAGAAAAAGGGCGGUGUUUGUGAAUGGAAGAGUGGUACCAAAGAAGUCCCUUCUCUACCACAGGGGAAACAGCCGGAUGUAUUGGGAAGUUGGACAGCUGCCAUGUGCAAGAUGAGGCGGGGACCAAGAAACCUUAGCUGACGCUUGCUACAUGGGUUGACUAGGUGUGAAUGGGCAAGU